AAACCGAUAGUUUCGUCUGCUUGACUUUACAGGUUUACACGCGUUUAAAACUUAUAUACUGAUAAAAUGAGAUGAAAUGUAAACGUGAUGGAGAGGACCUGAAUUAUUCGGAGCGAGCUGAGGAUCCCCCUCCCCGUUCUCAUUGCAAGUCCGGACACCAAGGUUCUCAGAGCAGUCAGGGGAUGGCCGAAGAUUUGGACAGAAAACUGCUCAGCGCGCCGUAUGUCGCUGAAACGAAUCAAAGCGAGCCAUUCUGGAGGGAGGUCUUCUGUGAAGCGGACGACGGGCUGCUGGUCACACAUGUCAAUCACACGCAUGACCUGCUGCGGGUGCAGGGGCUCAGAGGUGGAGCUGGGGACAGGAGGAAGAGCACUGCCGAGUGGCUGGAGGACCACAGUGUUGAGAGCUCAGGGCUCUCACUCUCACACCUCCUCUCCCACGGCACUUGCACCCUCAUUGAUUUGAUUGCCUCCUCCUGUAUGAAUGGUAGGACCGACGAAGAAGGCAAUCCAAGAAGGAGACUGGAGAUAAGUGCUGGAGUAGUCAGUGAGUUUAAGGCCCGCCUUCUCCAUGUGAUUGAGCUGUACCGCGCGAGGAUAAAGUGGCUCACAGAAGGAAGCCUGAAGGUUUUCGGGUUGGUGAGGGGGUCCAGGGUGGGCGUCCUGGUGGAUGUGGCUGAUGCGACCUGCGAGCUGGGGAGACUGCUGGAGCUCCAAGGGAACCUCCUGCGUCUUAUCGAUGAGCAGCUCGGGUCCAGGAAGCAGCUGUACCCCAUGUCCUUUGGCACGGAGGUCAGCGCACAGUGGAACGGCCCCAGGGAUGCAAACAGCUGCAGGCUGAGGGAGAUGUGCCAGUGGGUGCAGCAGCUCUGCCCGGGAGGCAGGUGCAAUCUCCUAGGGGCCCUGAAGAGGGCUCUAGCCUGCAGGGAGCUCGACUCACUCCUCAUUAUCCUGGGCUCCAGUCCUGAUCAGACCUCAGAUGCUUUCUUUAAUUUCGUGGAGCAGUGCACUCUGGGAAGGGAGCUGUCUGUGUUGGCUGUGGCCUAUGGCAGUAGCAGUCAUGUGACCAUUGGAGUGGUAAAAAGACUAGCAGAGGUCACCGGAGGUCGUUUUCAUCUCUUUCCAGACAACGGACAGGGUGUGGUGGACAGCACUGACCUGGACCUCAUGUGGAGGGAGGUGAAAAUGGCUGGAGAGGUGCUGAGGGGCAUACGGGACAUGCAGCAGGGCCAGGUGCAAGACAUGCUGGUGACUGUAGUACAACAGAUUUCUGCUGAUUUGCAGAACACCUUGCCUCUGUCCCACCUCCUUCCCAAAGCAGCCAAUCAUGAUGUCCCGCUCUGCAUUCAGAAUCCUGGCUUCCUGCCCUCCACCUCAGCAGAUUGGCUAAAGAGCCAUGGGCUCAAAGCUCAGGGCCUAGGGCUGUACCAGGUGCUGGCCCCCAAUGCCUACUCUCUGCUCAAAGAGUUUGUGCCCAUUCUGCGCAAGACUGUUAGCUCCACAGUUCAUGAGAAAGCGAUGGUGCAGUUUGAGUGGCAUGAUGGGACAGUGAAGAACGUGCACGUGGACCUUCCCCUGCUUUGCUGUUACCAGAAGCGGCUGGUCCGAGCGGUGCAGGUGCUGGAGAAGAGGGUUGCGUGGCUGAACAGUGGAAGCCGCCAGAUCUGGGGGGUGGUGUGCGAGCAGAGGGUGAUGCUGCUGGUGGAUCUGUCCCAGUGGAACGCUCCAUACCUGCUGCACAUCCAGCUGUCUCUCAGACUCCUGCUGGAGCAGCAGCUGGCCAACAAGCACCUCAUCAAUGCCAUCGCCUUUGGCGGAGAUAUGAAGCCCUGGAGGGAGGAGAUGGUGGAGGCCAGCCCCCAGAACCUCCAGGACAUAUGGCGGUGGGUGCAGGGAUUGCAGUGCGAGGGGAGCCGGAACAUGCUGGGAGCUCUGAGGCGUGCUGUCGAAUCCGACCUGCAGGGGGCACCAGACCAGUCCCAGGGGAUUUAUCUCUUCACCAGUGGGAUACCUGACCAGGACAUGGCUGCAGUGGCGGGGUACAUCUCCGAGCGGUGUGGGGGCUGUGACCUGCGGCUCCACAUCUGUCUGUUUGGCGGGGGGCAGACCUUGGUGCCCAGCUGCCCCCCGCCCCGUUUUGCCACCCCCUCUGAGACCGCCGACGCCUUGAGGAACCUGGCACAUGUUAGUGGGGGGCGCUUCCACUGGUUCAGUGAAACAGGUAUUGUAGAGAGCGAUGACAUUAAGGCCUUAAUGGCAGAGAUGGAGAAGGCAGCUGGUUACUGGCAGAAGUGCUCUGUGCUGGUGGAGUCCCUGACGCAGAGAGCAGACUCUAAGAGGUCCAGUGAGGAGGCCUCGCUGGAGGGCAAGAGGCCGGCUCUGCCUCUGGAGGCCUGGAGACACAGAGAGACCCUCCCUCCACCACGCCCCACCGCCCUCACACUCGCCAGGCUGCAAGCAAAGGAGGUGAAAGGGGAGGACAGCGCACCUCAGAGAGCCCUGAUGUGGCGUCCAAUCAGUGCCAAAGCCGCUAUCCCUCCAGCACAGCCAAUGAGUGGCUGGAGGCCAGCAUCUAGUGGAGCCAAACAGAGGAAGGCCUUGGUCUCCCAUUCUGUGUUUUACACUGAGGAAGGCAACAACCUCGGGUUCAUCUUUAAGAAAUAUCCGAAAGUGAAAAGUGUGCGGAGGUCUGUCCCUUCUGUGACUCUGCCUAAGGCAGAGGACCUUUCCUCAACCAAGCAGUGGCUGAAGCAGUUUGGCAUCAAGGCGCUGAAGCUGGAUUUGGACAGGCUGGCCUCAGGACCCGAAUGUGCGCACCGCAAGAGAGUGGCAUCGGCCACGCAGAACACCGCUGGCACCAAACACUGCAGCGUCCUCCCCAGUAUCCAGAUCAACGGCACAGUGAAACACCUCCAGGUGACCCCACGGGAGCUUGAUCAAUACCUCACCCAGACCGAGAGACUUCUGCACCGCUACAGGCAGAGGAUGCAGUGGCUACUCUGUGGCAGCCGCCGUGUCUUCGGGACGGUGCUGGAGCAAGAUGUUUGCAUCCUGCUGGACACCUCUGGGUCCAUGGCCACUUUCCUGCCUGAGGUCACGAAGGAGCUCACCUCCCUGAUCUGGGAUCAGCUGCACCGGAACAAAAUCAGGUUCACAUUGCUGGCGUUCUCAGGGGAGGUGAGAGUGUGGCGCCCUGGCCUGACUGAGCCCGCGGAAGAGGCAUGUCAUGACGCGGUGAAGUGGGCGUGUCAGCUCUGUGCCCACGGGGGCACCUGCACCCUCCAGGCCCUACGGGUGGCCUGUGGGCUCGGGGAAUCACUGGGGUGCUACCUGCUCAGUGAUGGGAAGCCAGACUCCAGCUGCAGCCUGAUGCUGCAGGAGGCAAAGCAGAUGACCACAGGGAGGGACAUCACCAUCCACACCAUCUCAUUUAACUGCAAGGACAGCACAGCUAAUGAGUUCCUGAGGAAACUGGCUCACCAGACAGGUGGGCGGUUCCAUUGUUGCCAGGGUGACGUGGACGCAGCGGCUGCCAGCAGGAAAUUGAUGAACAGGUUGAGUGAAAAAUCUGAGCCCAUUUUUCCUGCCCUGGAGGGGGAUGAUUUGAGAAGGUUGGCCGAAGAAAUCGACAAGUUGAGACAUUACCGGACGCAGGCCGCAGCUUUUCGGAAAAUCCUUUUGGAGAAACAGAAUCCCCUGAAGAACUAGACCAAGGAUUUUACAUCCCAGACAUCUGCGAG
This is a messenger RNA of Megalops cyprinoides (Indo-Pacific tarpon), 3739 nucleotides long. RefSeq names its product von Willebrand factor A domain containing 3A (gene vwa3a). The record is from RefSeq and is a predicted model, not a curated record. NCBI's taxonomy places the organism in Eukaryota, Metazoa, Chordata, Actinopteri, Elopiformes, Megalopidae. Bases 72 to 3707 code for a protein of 1211 amino acids. The transcript is spliced from 34 exons.